Molecule: messenger RNA, 5607 nt
Organism: Lytechinus pictus (painted urchin)
Lineage: Eukaryota; Metazoa; Echinodermata; Echinoidea; Temnopleuroida; Toxopneustidae
Product: MAP3K12-binding inhibitory protein 1-like
Exons: 11
Coding region: 1225-2160 (311 amino acids)
Source: RefSeq, a predicted model, not a curated record
ACGUUGUUUGUGCAUGUGAUAGCUAGGUUCAUUGUGUAACUGGAGUGGAGUGUUUAUAACUAGGCUAAGUCAAGAAGCUAAGACACAGUCAGUUCUAUCUGCUAGCAGAUUUAGAGGAACAGUCAGAAGAUCCUGCAUCCGACCUUGACCUUUUUUCUAAGACUAACGUUAGACUUGAGCCGUAGUCGUAGAGCCUAGAGGAGAAAGAGAGGGAGACCCAAAACUACCUGUCCUGGCAUCACAUUUGAGGAGGAGAUGAAGUCGGUGAAUAUGACCUAGCCCGGGGGAGUUUCCAGAAGACGGUCCAGAACCACUGGCCGCCAGGAGUGGAGGUCCUUUGUUGUUGCUCUACAUGUCAGGAGGCAUCGGGCAGUACAUGUAGGUAAGACAAUCCCUGGUAGAAGCACCAUCUUGAUACCAUCAUUCAAACUCUCAUCAGCUGUAUCAUUAUAGGUGGACUAAAAGAACAAUAUUCAUUCAGAUAUAAUGAUGCCUUAAGUUGAAAUGGAAGGUGUCCUGAAUCUGCACCCAUUCAUCUGGUUUCGUAACUCCUUUCAUAGUGCUAUUGGAACCUGCUCCCUACCAGUAUAACAUCAAACAGUGCCUUUUACAUUUCUACUUGCCACAAAGCAGUCCAUGGUUUAGCGCAAUCUACACUGGACUAUUGUAAUGCUCUUCGUGCUUGAAUUAGGGCGAUCUGGACUGACUGCAGAUAGUACAGAAUGCUGCAUCUAUUGUGCCAUUUGCCAUACGCCAACUUUGCUGGCUGCAAGUCAAGGAAAGGAUAUACAUGAACAUCAGUGUCCGUCUCCUGAUUUUCAAAGUCAAUGACAGAUUACAUGUAUUCUAAGGAAUCCCUUGUGCGUCAUUUUCAUUCUAGGCGCACUUGCCUUUUUAUUUUUGUGAUCAUUACGCACCUACAAAUUAGCUACUGGUGAUGCAACUUUCUCCACUACUGCUCCAAGGCCAUGGAAUUAGCUCCUUCCUCUCCUCCAGUUGUCAACAACCUCAAGUGGAUCAGUCCAAAUACAAUUUGAGAAGACCUACCAUAUUCCUGAUCUUUGCUCUGUACUUCCAACAAUACUGUCACUGCCUGGUAUAUCAGGAGUUGUGGUGGUGCCUUACUAGGCCUGGUCUCUUCUUCACAGAGUAGAGCUCGAUCAGUAAACCAUUGUUGGACUAACUUCCUAGUUGGAUGAACAACUGCCAGCAGCCAACACCUCAAUGGCGAUAGAAGUGACAGAUAUUGUUGAACGAUUUGCAGAGUCUUUCCAGAAAUUCAUGGAAAAGGCACAACUCUCAUCAUCUAUUUCCAUGGUGAUAGACGAGAGUGAACUUGCAGACCUUGAUGUCAAACCUUCAUUGCUACAGAGUAGUGUGUCAAUGCUCAUACAAGACUUACAGAAUCUUCAGAAGAUAUGUGCUUCCACAAACUCUGAUGAAAAGUCAGAUGAUAACCCAUUGCCAAGUUGCAAGGAACGAGGAGAACUUCCAAAUAAUGAACCAAUAAAUCUUGAUCCUGAGGUCAUCCAAAUAACAGCAGACAAUAAGGAGAUAUAUCGGAGGAUCCAAGCAUUCAUAGAUCGCAAGCAGACGGAGAAGGAUGAUACAAAUCGCAGGGAGUUUUGUCCGAAGAUGCCCCAAACAACAGGAACCUCUUGUGCUCGGACUGAUGCUGUGUUCACGUCACAGACUGGUGGAAAGAGCCAUAUUAAAGUAUCUCAGGUGGUAAAUAAAUAUGGACCUCAAACAAGACCUGCUCUGAUCAUGAAGCCACAUGUAAGACCUGCAGUUAAAAGAGACCGGAUUACAAGAGAGACCUCUAGUACUAAUGGCCCAGCUGGCCCAGUGACAGGAGUAGAGGAAAGGCUACACAACAUGGAGUCCUUUCUCAAAGUGAAAACUGGUUCCAAUUCUUCAGGGGACAUUUUUCAAAGACUAAAGCAUCUGGAGAAAAGAUUAUUACACCUAGAGAGUAUCUCUCCUGAAUAUGCAAACUUAUCAGCUUCAAUGGCCAAGACAGAGAGGGGAGAUAGCCUUGGGAAAGAGCAUGCACAAGACACAGCAGUCCAUGAUAUUGACGUUAGGAUUAAGGAACUACAGAGGUCACUCAGAAUAAAGAAGGCCAGGAUUGAGACCACAGAUAAAACAGAGACCUGACCUUCAUCGAAGCAACCAGUGUCCUAGAACUAAACCAGAGUCCUCUCAAUGUAUGGACUGGUCAUGGAUCAAUGCUCUCGAUCCCCAGUGCUGCUUUGGCUUGACCGGUUCAUCAAUGGUAUUAUAGCCUACAGUACGGUGCAGCAAUGUUCAAUGGGGUGGAAUCUUCAAGCCAAGAGAUAGUAAAUAUUAGAUGACUCCAGCCUUGCUUGCACAAAAAAUAUUAAGAAAGAAUUUAGACAAAGAGAAUGCAUUCUAACACUAAGACAGGAACAUGGCCUGAGUGAAUUGAGAAGUGCUACUUUUCCAAGAUAGUUUUUAGCACGAACGAGAGAGGAAUCUAGCUUUCCUAGAUUUAGGAAGUACCUAGUUUCAUGGAAUGGUCAUAACAAGUACCAUCUGUGAGAAUCGAGUAUCAUCUCUAUAAAACAUGGAUAAUAUACUGUCUGGUAUGUCAUGAAAACUGAAUUUGAUAUCUUAAAAUCAAGUUCAUGAUAUUAAGGAUGAAGUAAGCAAAAUGAAAUCAUUGCAAGGGCAGGCACUUGAAGCAUACCAGUUUUACUUGAAUUAGAGCAUUUAUUGGUUUGCAAAUAACAAUGCUGGUUGAAUUGCUAGAAAUUGUGUUUAUGAAAGCUCAGACUGAAAUUACAGUUAUGUAUAGUGUUUUACUAAUAUUUUCUGAAUCUGUAUAUGGGCUGCACGAUAUGACAAUCUCAACAUAUUGUGACGUGUGGGGGUCAUUUCAUGAUAGCUGUCAACAUUGACAAAUUGUCAUUACCUGACAGUUAGCCAUGGUUACAGUCAGACACAUAUACUUCUCAGCCAAUCAAUAUUAAGGGAAUUUCAGAUGACCAGUGUUGAUGAAAUGCCUGUCUUGAACUUCAAUUGGGUCAGUAAUACUAUAGGCCUAUCGUCUGCCAUGCUGUUGUAAAAAAUUGAGGUUUAUUUAUGUCUCGGACAAAAAAACCUGCUUUAAUAUGCUAUUGAUCAUUAGGUAAGGCACUUUUUAUAUAUGUUUACCUUUACAGCUGUAGAAAAGGUGGUUUGUAAUCAUCGUAUGACAAAAUUAUUCAAUGGUUGACUAUGUCACCAUAUUUUGGAGCUAGGGAUAAUCAAAGAUCUCAUGCAGCCCUGACAUAAAUAAAACAAGCAUUGAAUGACUGAUGUAUUCAUCAAUGCUGCAAAUGAAUUCAUUCAGUUUGAUGAUGGUGCAGGAUGCUGUGGAUCUCUUGGACAGAAAAAGAGAACCAACAAGAGAUACAGCCAACCUACGCUUUUGGGGCCAUGGUUAUAAAACACUGAAGACUGCUAUUUUGGUCUUAAUAUUAUUAGGUUGAAAAGUAUGGAGCAGGACAUAACGCUUUGGGAAGUACAAGGAAAAGAGGAAGACAAAGAGAGAGAUGAUUUGAAGGAGCUACCAAAGAAAAUAGCAGAUCCUUGAAAUGUGUAUGCUAGCUUAGGAUAAAGCAGCUUGGAAAAAAUCCUUGUUCAUGGAAUAACAAGGAGUUGGGAACAACUCAGCAACAUGUAAUAUUGAUAACGCAACGUACCAAAGAAAUUCCUUUUCUUGGAGGAGAGUUAUUUAUAGAUAAAACAAUGUUGACUGAUUAGGAAAUCAAUGUGAAGAAAGUUUGGUUAUUGUCUUUGUAUGAUCAAACAAUGCACGUAUAUUAAAUACUAGAAAGUCAGAAUUUGUACUUGUUUGUAAUUAUGUUGCCGAUAAAUGUGUUGUGUGUAAUGUAUCUAUACAAAAGUCUGAACCAUGUUAAUCCAAGGCUUUUAACAGGAAUCCUGCCUUUGUGUUUUGUUUUCGAAUCGGUCUGUUUCUGCAUAGACGAACAGUGGGAGAUCUGGUUGGUGUUUCAUAAAGCUGUUUGUAAGUUACACACGACUACACGUGUGACUGCUGACUUAAUCUUAGGCACUAAAUCAGAUUCUCUAUCUUAAUUCCAAUCAGAUGGUCAAAAUUUAAUCUUAGUAAAUUAAAAUUCUCAGUGGUAUUAAGCAUCUGAAUGAAAAAUAAAAUAUUUUAAAAAGUUUGUUUGGGGAUACAGGAAUUGCAAAUAUAGUUAUAGAACUGAAAAUUUGGGCGUUUCAUUCAGCACAAGAAAAUUUAAUAAGUGAAAUAAGUAAUAAGUGAAACAUUAACCCUAAAAGAGCCAGGUUAUUUGGACCCAUCUCAAAGUCGAGGGGGGGGGGGCGGAUUCCGCCCCCCCCCCCUGAGAUCUCGGCCGUCGAUCGCACGAGCGCCACGAAGAUUUGCACAGUGGUAGUGUGCAAUAAAAUCUACAAGGCUGUAUGAUUAAUUUUUUCUGAAUAAAUAAGAUUUUUUUUUAAUGAAUUAAUUAUGCUAAUUUAUGCAUGAAAUAAAACAUUUGCUCUAAUUAACUUAUUAUGGCCCCAAAAUUGCUAAUUUUUUAUUCACAGACUCUUUGUAGGAUUCUGAUCAAAUGUACAUUAAAAAAAUUUGGUAUCGCAAUUUUUUUCUUAUGUGUUUUUUUUUUUAAAUUUCUUAUGUAUUUCCUUGUUUUUUUACUUUUUUUUUUAAUGGAAAUUGUUGCAGACUUAAUUCUGAUCAUAAACAAGACAAAAUUAAUUAAUUUUAAUCAGUAAAAGUAGAAAUAAUGAUACAUUUACAGAUUUUGACUGAAAAGUUGCGCAUAAAAAGUCAGCGAGCGGCGCGGUAAAAAAACUUCGCGCCCCCCCCCCCCCGGGCCUUUUAGGGUUAAACACCAGGAAACCAACAUGAAUUUUCACAUGCAGUUAAGUGUGGAUGUGAUUUCUGUAAAGUACUUAAAUGGGUAUUCCAGGUUUGAAAUAUAAGUAAAUGCAUGAAAUUUAAAGAUCAAAAGGUUCAUAAUUUCAUUAAAAUCUGAUAAAAUAUAAUGAAGUUAUUGAAUUUUUAAGUUUCUUGCUAUUUAUUUUGUCAUAUGAAUUAAAUUGGCUGAUGUUAUGUCCAGGUUCAACAAUGAUCAUCUUACAUCAGUAGUCAAUUACAUCUUUCUCCUUUCAGUAUUUUCGACCUUGUGACAUUCCUCCUCCCUCCUAUUUUCUAUACUCAUACUUUCACCACUCCAUCUUCUCUCAAUGCCGUUUGUUUGCUUCAAAAUCCCCAUUUUCACUGAAUUGAUUAACAUUCUGUUUCUCCACCAUAUUUUGUUGAUUAAAUAAUCAUCAGUAUAUUAAUGCCUAAAAAUAUUGUUUGCAGUAACGGUAGUCUGGUAAAGAUUGGUUGGUAUUUUUAUUUAUUGAUUUUUUAGGCAUGAUAUGAAAUGCGAAUUUUUUUCUCCCAGAAUUAAAUUAAUGAAAAAAAAUUACGAGGGUGGGUCAGGUAACUGCAACAGGAUUGGCCGAGUUAAAUCACGUUGAUUUAAAUCGCGAUUUAAAUCACUAUGAUUUAAAUUUAAAAAAAUCGCCAGCCCUGAACUGCAAUCAAAUUUUUUUUGU